Molecule: messenger RNA, 1332 nt
Organism: Lolium perenne
Lineage: Eukaryota; Viridiplantae; Streptophyta; Magnoliopsida; Poales; Poaceae
Source: RefSeq, a predicted model, not a curated record
AUGACAAUCAACGAUGGUCUUGAUUCUAACUGGGAGUAUCACCAGAACAAUGUCGCCGUAGGGGCCAUGUUUCCGUCGAAGCGACAUAUGCAGGAUGCAAUAAUGAAGUGGGCAAUGGCGAGUCAGAGGCAGCUGAGAACAACCGUGUCAUCUGGAAAAUACCUGACGAUGGAAUGUGUGGACAUCAAUUGUCCCGGAAGGGUGCAUGGCUCGGCUGUUGUACACUCUGAAAUAGUGGAAGGGCAAGUCAUGAGAGUAAACGCCAUCCGGAAGAAUGUUAAGAAGCAUCAUUUUUACACCAUAUCUUAUGGCAAGGCUUGGAGGGCUAAGCAGAGGGCGAUGGAGAUGAGGUUUGGUUCGUUUCGAGACGCAUACGACGCUGUUGUUCGUUUGCUGCAGACGCUGCAGGCGAGGAAUCCAGACACAUAUGUGAACAUCCAGGGCAUGUUUUUGCAGGAGUACCCAUCUUACAGGGUUCUGCAUAGAGUCUAUUUCUCGUUCGGUGUAUGCAUCGAAUCAUUCAGACACUGUCGACCCGUGUUAUGUGUGGACGGCACGUUUCUGACUGGUCAGUACAAGGGUCAAAUCUUAACCGCCAUUGGAAUGGACGGAAACAAUCAAAUCGUGCCACUCGCUUUUGCUUUCGUGGAGAGUGAGAACACCGAAAGCUGGUUAUGGUUUUUCAGGCAGUUGAAGAUUUCAAUUGUAAAGGACAAGCCGAAUGUUUGCAUCCUUCAUGACGGGCAUGCAGGUAUCUCGAAAGCUAUUAAGACACCGAAAGAGCCUGGGCAAGAAACGCCAUGGAUUGACAUUGAGAGCCGUUGGUGCAUGCGCCACCUGGGGGCCAAUUUUUACACACAAUUCAGGAACAAGCCCCUUAUGAAUGUCUUCAAGCGGUUGUGCAUCCAGAACCAGCAGUGGAAGUAUAAUUUUUUGCGUAGCAAAGUGCAGGAGUACACUGCAGCCACGCGAGUGCGCCUCAUCCCGCCGACUGAUCCAGCUCAGGCGCCACCUGCGUCUAUGCACGAUAUGUACCCGACUCAGUCCACAGCCGGUAGUCGACAGCAUGCGGGUCAGCUGACUGCGGACUUACAGGAUGAAGUCGCUCGGUACACACGUCAAGUGUCCAGUGCACCUCUUCUGCAGCGUGACCAACAUGUGUCCUGGUUGAGGCGUCUCGAGGACAAGCUACGCGGGAUCUACUCGGCUAUCACAUGCAGCCGUAGUUCCGACGUCGUUCGGCGCCACCUCCUUCCACCGCGACCCUCCACACAGCAGCAGCCGACGGCCACAUCUCACACCGACCGCAACACCCGGACCACCACCUCCUGA